UCUUUUUUUCAAACCUUUUUCAUCAUGUCUGAUAAAAACAAUGCUGCCGCUUAUAAUCAUCAGUUUGCCGAGGUGAAUGGCAUCAAGAUGCACUAUGUGGAUGAAAAUCCCUCUUCGCAAAAUGUGCUUUUGCUCUGUCACGGUUGGCCGGACCUUUGGCUGGGCUGGCGUGAACAGAUCUUCUUUCUAAGUCAACUUGGUUACCGUGUCAUCGUCCCUUCAAUGCGCGGAUUCGGUGGAACGGAAUCGCCUGCGGACCCGGAAAAGUACGGUAUGGGCGUGGUUUGCGCCGAUUUGGUUGCAUUAUUGGAUCAUCUGCAAAUUCCUACCGUCACUGUGCUUGGUCAUGACUGGGGCGGUGUCGUGGUCUGGCGUUUUGCCCAGUUCUAUCCUGAGCGCACCCACGCUGUCGCCAGUUUCUGUACACCUUACCUCAAACCAGAAACCCAAUACGUUCCUUUGGAAGAACUCGUCAAGAAGGUCCCCAAUUUCUCGUAUCAGCUCUACCUUACCACCCCUGAAGCCGAACAAGAGCUCAAUGAAAAUACGGAAGCUUUCUUUAUCCGUUUACUAAGACCCAUUGGUGAGACUACCGAGCGAUUCCUCGAUAGAGAAACGAUGCGUUUGGUAGCCGGUCGCGGUCCCAUGGCCAAGUGCGAUUCGUUACCCGCAUCAGUGCUUGACUACUACGUUGAACAAUUCCAAAAGACCGGUUUCCGAGGUCCCCAAAACUGGUAUAAACAGUCCAAGAGAAACUUUGAGCAAUGCAAAGAUCUUGACCCUAUCAUUCGCAAACCAUCCUUGAUGGUGGCGGCUGAACUGGAUCCUGCAUUACCACCUGCAAUGACCGCCAAAAUGCCCGAAUACGUCCCUGACCUUGAAAUGCACAUUGUCAAAGGCUCAGGUCAUUGGCUCCUCUGGGAAAAGCCCGAGGACUGCAAUGCCAUUUUGAAGGAGUGGCUCAAUAAGGUCGCUCCUGCUUCCUCGAAAAUUUAAACCAAUACCGAGAUGAAAGACAGAGUAGGAUAGCCGCCGUUUUUGGGGGAAAUAAAUCAUG
Molecule: messenger RNA, 1057 nt
Organism: Radiomyces spectabilis
Lineage: Eukaryota; Fungi; Mucoromycota; Mucoromycetes; Mucorales; Radiomycetaceae
Product: Alpha/Beta hydrolase protein
Exons: 6
Coding region: 25-996 (323 amino acids)
Molecular function (GO): hydrolase activity
Source: RefSeq, a predicted model, not a curated record